AUGACUAUAGCCUAUAAUGCUUCUCUAACAAAACUUAAUGACGCCACAAUCGAAUCUAUCUUCUCGGGUGCAAUUCUGGUUAUGACCGGGAGUGCAAGUUCCUUGGUCAGCAUUAUUGUUAUGAUUAUGAUAAUCAAGACUCCAAUGUUCCACAAUUCAUUCGGUUAUAUAUGUUUCUGCCAACUUAUCGCUGAUUUUGGAGCAGUCUUUCCCAACGUUUUCUGGACAGGACCUGUAACACUUUUCAAUCCGGAUGAUUCCAUUACCAAAGGAUAUUACGCAGCCAGAGUGGGCCAGCUCAUACACUUUUUCUGGUAUGAAUCUAUCUACUGCCAUCUGCUCGUUGCUAUCAACAGGUUUAUAGCUGUUACAUGGCCAUUGUCAUACAAGUAA
Messenger RNA from Cylicocyclus nassatus, 393 nucleotides. Lineage: Eukaryota; Metazoa; Nematoda; Chromadorea; Rhabditida; Strongylidae. The record is from the annotation of a GenBank genome assembly.